Molecule: messenger RNA, 2792 nt
Organism: Ornithodoros turicata
Lineage: Eukaryota; Metazoa; Arthropoda; Arachnida; Ixodida; Argasidae
Product: acetylcholinesterase-like
Exons: 12
Coding region: 128-2692 (854 amino acids)
Biological process (GO): acetylcholine catabolic process; choline metabolic process
Cellular component (GO): plasma membrane
Molecular function (GO): acetylcholinesterase activity
Source: RefSeq, a predicted model, not a curated record
UGUUCCGUGCCGGCCACUGUGCUUAGUGGUGGAAGAAGAAGUAGUAGUUCCGUAGCAUACCGCAUCUCGAGGCGUUCUUCAGCUGCGUUAUAAGCUGUUCGACAUUUCCUGAAGUCUCAGACCAAGGAUGGACAACAAAAAUCUGAGAAGAAGGUCUUCGCUGAAAGGGAUUGUGGUUCAAGAUGAACUUAAAGAGGAACCCCAAGGCGACGAUUCCAAGACCAUUGAUCCGAAACCCAAAAGACGUGCAUCAAGGGUAAUCUUUUCGGAUGAUGAUAUUAAGAGCAGCUCUUCAGCGUCUGAGAUGCCAGGUAUGGGAAGCAGAAGAGGAAGCAUAUCUAAAGCAGUGGGCUUCAACAAACAAGUCGAAAAGUUAACUUUUGCUGUCGGUUCUUCGGAAGAUUCAUCUCCUCAGGUGGUGUCUAUGGAAGAAUCGAAAGACAAGGUCGAAGCAAAAGCCAGUCUAGCGUCGUUGCAAGGAAGGAGGCCUUCACUCACCAUAGUACGCGCGGAGCAAGUUCCUAUCACCGACCAGUCAGACGUGGGUGGUGGCGGACCCACAAAAUCGGAGAGCACUGAAGCUAUUCCAUCGACUUCAGAGGAAUCAAUGAUUCCCGUACCCGGACCAUCGACACGGUUAACGGACGGAGAAAAGGAAAUAGCUGCCGAAAACAACAAUGAGGGUGUUCGGGGUAUACUGAAACCCUUUGAUGACCACGAAGUGAAACUCGCUCCACCUCAAGAAGGCGACAAAGACGGGCAGGCAAAGUUCGUGCGGAGGCUGAGCGCCGUCCCGUCGAUAAAAUGGUGUGCCAAGGCUCCUCCCGUGGCAGCUCCACAACCUUCACCCGAUCAAGGCCCUUCGCCCGAAAAUCUGAGUAUCAGCUCUGUACCGCCGUAUGCGUACGAUGCACAGACCCGCUCGGUCGGCGGAUCGGUCAGCGCUCUCUUGUUGGCUCCUGGCAAGCGGCAAAGCUCACGAAGGGGAUCAAUCAUCUACCGACAGAGGUCAAUGCGCAAGUGCCUCCUCGCUGCAGUUGUCGGCAUCGUCGCGCUCGCCGUUCUCAUGACAGUCGCUGUCUUCAGCUUGAUGAGGCCCGCACACUUGAGGGAGGUGUUCGUCCACACGCCCAAGACCAAGUACAGAGGAUUCAUCAAAGACAUUCUAGGUGUUCCCCUGCUUGUAUUCACUGGAGUCCCCUUCGCCGUCGACCCCGCUGGUAGCUACCGCUUCAGGGCCCCCGGUGGCGACCCGAAGCUGAGCUACGUCGAAGCCACCAGCCUUAAAAGCGAGUGCCCACAAGGGCCUUUCUUGUACGACGGCCAGGUACGGCAGUCCGCCCCAGCCGGCACUGAGAAGUGCCUGCAUCUCAACAUUUGGGUACCGAGGGGACUCGCAGACAAGAAAGCCGUCAUGAUUUUCUACUACGGCUACUCUUUUCUCAAUGGAGCCAAUAAUUACAAGGAAAUGGAUGCCAGUUAUCUCAGUGUCAUCGGGGACAUUAUCGUGGUUGUCCCGAACUACCGUGUGGGAGUGUUGGGCUUCCUCUCGGACUCCUCGGACGACCAUGGAAACGCUGGUCUUUACGACCAACUGGCGGCGACGCAGUGGGUGCGCGAUCACAUCCACUACUUCGGCGGCGAUCCCAACCUCAUUACAAUCGUCGGACACGAUGCCGGAGCUGCCUCCAUCGGACUUAACAUACUGCUGUUCGGCAUCAACCCUCCAAAGCUGAAAUGGCUGCCUCGCUAUAUUCUGCACUCAGGAUCGCCACUUGCACCUCUAAGAGACAAUACUCUGCAUGCGAAUGCGAACCUGAUGCAAGUAGCGCAGGGAGCCAACUGCAGCGCAGACUCAAGUUUUUCCAUGGAGUGCCUCAAAUCUGUCAGUGUCUCCGAAUUAAUCCCCAAGGAUGCUGUAAACUCUUCUGCAGAGGCCUUUAAUCCCACAUUUCUGAGCCCCCUGCUGCCAUAUUUCCCGGCAGAUCUCCUCGCCAGGAGCAAAGUGCAGGGUGUUCAGGUACUAAUAGGAACCGUAUGGAACGAAGGGAUACAGCCCGUUGAGACGCAAAAGGCCAUCGCCAAGAUGAAGGGCCAUACAUUAGAAGAUUUCUUCGCGAAUGACUUCCCCAGGGCCAUGAGAGCAUUAGGAUUCAGUACUUUGGAGCCUGCAAUAAAGGGCCUCACCAAUGACUCCAAGUGGGCUACGAGUUCUAAGGCACCCACAAUAGCGGAACGUAUUUACGGCGACUUGAUGUUCCACUGCCCGGUGCGGUAUUUUGCGGAGUUCCUGGGCAAGCACACAAAGCCAAGAAACCAGGUGUACAUGUUCGUCGUCAACGAACGACCCUCCUGGAGUGUUUGGACUGGGCAUAAUGAAACCACGCACUACGAAGAUCUGGAUUUCCUGUUUGCGGCACCAUACACAAAGAAUUCUGCUACACGUGAAGACAAAGUUUUAAGCGCCGACAUUAUCACCUCGUGGGUUCAUUUUGCGAAAACAGGUUCACCCCCGUACGUGGAUGACGAACCCUGGCCAAUGUUCAGCACCACUAAUGACGUUGCGGUGGAGGUAUCUGCAGGCGCACUACGACUGGUACGGGACCAUCGGCGCCACCGUUGCAACGAACUACGAGACUAUAUACUCAGCGCUACUAAGCCCUCCUCACUAUCAUCUUCGCGCAACUCUUGAGCGCUCUUACAAUGUUACACAGGAUUCCGAGAAUUUAUCACGUCGUCGACGUGUAGUUGAAUUACACAACAAAGGUCUUCAUAAAACAAUUUACACUGUU